AUGAUGACCGAGAAGUCGGUUAUCCCACGGGUUAUUGCACAACUCGGGCAUACCUCUGAUGCGUUUUUUACCACCGACCAUCAGCUGAUCUAUUCUGCUAUCCUUGCCGUAUAUGAUCGCGUCAGCAAUGCUGAUCCACUUCUCGUUGCCGAUGAGUUGAAACGUACGAAUCAGAUCAAUCGAACGGGCGGUGCAGGCUAUCUAUAUGAACUCCAAGCACCCAUUGUGGAAACGGAGAGUACAGAGUUUUAUGCCGAUAUUCUGCAUGAAAAGGCGACGCGCCGCCAGUUAAUCCAAGCAGGUGCCGCAAUUCGCGAACUUGCGCAAGACGAGAGCGUAGAACUUGCUGAAGUGCUCAAUCAAUCCCAAGAAUCAGUUUUUGAACUUGGACAAAACGAUGCCCAGCGCGGAUUUCAGCCUAUUAACCCACUCGUCACAACGAGUAUCGAUGCAAUUGAAAAAUUAUUUCACAAGCAAGAGAGGUUCUUAGGUAUCCCCACUGGAUUUAUGGAUUUCGAUCACAUGACAUCCGGGCUGCAGCCUGGCAACUUUGUCAUUAUCGCUGCGCGUCCGAGUAUGGGAAAGACGACCUUAGUGCUGAAUAUGGCACAGAAUAUCGCAAUCGACCAAGAACGGCCGGUUGCGAUUUUUAGUUUAGAGAUGCCAGCGCAGGAUAUCGUCAUGCGGAUGCUAUCUGCUGAAUCUCGUAUUGAUUUUGGGCGACUCCGCACCGGUAAUUUUAGCGAAGAUUAUUGGCGACCUUUGACCGAAGCCGCGAGCCGAUUGUCUGAAGCCCCUAUCCUCAUUAAUGACAACCGAGGACUUACCGUUCAAAGUCUACGUGCCGAAGGACGAAGGCUUAAAGGUGAACACGGUGACCUUGCACUUAUUAUCGUCGAUUAUUUGCAACUGCUCAGAGGGACAGGCAGAUACAAUCAGCGUGAACAGGAGAUCUCCGAAAUAUCUAGGUCAUUGAAAGUCCUCGCAUGGGAACUCAAUGUACCAAUCGUUGCUUGUUCACAGUUGAGCCGUGAAGUGGAGCGCCGACCGGACAAACAACCGCAACUUUCAGAUUUACGCGAAUCCGGCGCAAUUGAACAAGAUGCAGAUAUCGUCGCUUUUUUAUACCGAGAAGAUUAUUACGAAGAGGAAGAUGCAGGUGAGCGUGUUGAAGCAAACCUGAUGAUUAAAAAACAGCGUAACGGACCGACCGGAACAGUCGUUCUUUAUUUUACUAAGAAGCAGAUGCGAUUUGAAAACCCAAGUUAA
Geodia barretti is the source of this 1269-nucleotide messenger RNA. The record is from the annotation of a GenBank genome assembly. Lineage: Eukaryota; Metazoa; Porifera; Demospongiae; Tetractinellida; Geodiidae.